Messenger RNA from Cynara cardunculus var. scolymus (artichoke), 915 nucleotides. Its product is annotated as chitinase 2-like. The transcript has a single exon. Gene Ontology annotation, biological process: carbohydrate metabolic process. The record is from RefSeq and is a predicted model, not a curated record. Bases 1 to 915 code for a protein of 304 amino acids. NCBI's taxonomy places the organism in Eukaryota, Viridiplantae, Streptophyta, Magnoliopsida, Asterales, Asteraceae. Gene Ontology annotation, molecular function: hydrolase activity, hydrolyzing O-glycosyl compounds.
AUGGGCUUCUGUAAACUUUUAAUUGUUCUUUUCACUCUACAAGCUCUUUUAGCUAUGGUAUCAACACAAGCAACUGCACCAAAAUCAGACUUAUUUCGCGAGUAUAUUGGUGCAGAAUUCAAUGAUGUCAAGUUUUCAGACGUACCCAUCAACCCUAAUGUCGAAUUCCAUUAUAUACUUGCAUUUGCAAUCGAUUACACCACUUCAUCUUCUUCAUCCCCAACUGAUGGUGAAUUCAAUGUCUUCUGGGAUACUGAUAAUCUCACCCCAUCUCAAGUCUCUUCGAUCAAGAAUCAGCAUUCUAAUGUCAAAGUAGCUUUGAGUUUAGGAGGAGACAGUGUGGGAGGUGGAAGUUGCUACUUUAACCCUUCUUCAGUCGAUUCAUGGGUUUCCAACGCUGUUUCUUCACUCACUAAGAUCAUCCAACAGUAUAACCUGGAUGGGAUCGAUAUCGAUUACGAGCAUUUUCAUGCAGAUCCUGAUACUUUUGCUGAAUGCAUAGGGAAGCUUAUUACAACACUCAAGAACAAUGGAGUCAUCUCGUUUGCAUCUAUAGCUCCAUUCGAUGAUGAUGAAGUUCAAAGCCAUUACAUGGCUCUUUGGAAGAGUUAUGGUCACACCAUAGACUACGUCAAUUUCCAGUUUUAUGCAUACGAUAAGGGAACAACUGUUUCCCAGUUUAUGAACUACUUUCAGACACAAAGCUCCAACUAUGGAGGAGGUAAUAUCUUGGCUAGUUUUAUAAGUGAUGGAAGUGGUGGAUUGUCUCCUGAAAACGGGUUCUUUACGGCCUGUAAUAGGCUGAAAAGUGAAGGGAAGCUCGGUGGGAUCUUUGUUUGGUCCGCGGAUGACUCCAUGUCUUUAGGUUUCCGGUAUGAGAAGCAGUCACAAGCUUUGCUUGCAGUUCCUCGUUAG